AUGAGCAACGAGAUUGAGGUUGUGGUCGACUCUGGGUCGGAUGCCUCAUGCUUGCCGCUGUCCUGGGCACACGUCGGAAGGGCUGAUGGAGCAAGCCUUGAUAGUUUCAGGGAUGCCCAGGGUCGCAUGAUUAGGGGUUCGCAAAUGCGUACGGCAGUGCUUCAGAUUGACGGUGUUCAAUUUAAGGAGCGGUGGCUGUUGAGCAGUGUGACACAGCCGCUUUUCAGUGUCGGCAAGUUGCCCAGGCGGGGAUGGGACAUCAUCCACAGUGACGGUGUUCCUUACUUGACAAAUCCUGGGGGCACAGUGCGCGUGCCUAUGCACUACCGGCACAAUUCCUUGCAUGCGCGAGGCUCCAUCAUGAGCGUGGUAGUGUGUGCCAACGACUGUUUGAGCGAUGACAGAGAGGACGAUGCGGCCCGACACCACGAGCCUCAGGAAGCCGAGCUUGAUGAUGAGCAAGUGCGCGGCAACGACCAGCAGGUCGAGGUGCCCCGGAGUGCUGAAGCAGACAGCCCUGUUGCGGCUGCGGUGCGUGCGCUUAAGCUUGGCAGUGCAUGGCUGAACCUGGGUAGCCAAUACACCGAGAUGCAGCCUGGAAUCUUUGCUAGGCAAGAUCAGUCGGAUCGGUUUCUUGAUGUGUCAGUGCCUUUGAGCCACCAUGGAGUGGGCUUCCGCACUACCCUUCAGUAUGACGGUGCCGAAUGGAAACUGAUUGAAAUCAACUGCUUGAUCAGCCUCUUCGAUGAUCUUGAGAAGGAGUUCGAGCCGAAAGGAUCCCGCCACAUCAUCACCGUUGGCUCUGUUGACCCCUUGCAAGUAGAAAAGCUGUUUGAUCAUCAGCCUGUAGCGUGGAACGAUGAGAGUUAUGACGGUGAGUAUGCUGAUGCACCGCCUGAUGAAAACAUGCUUGAAGAGGAUGAAAAGGCUGAAGAUGUUGAUGAAGGUGCCGGUGUAGGACCCGUGUCCCUCGCCGAAGCAAGUCCGGAGGAAAGCAGACGGCCAUUGCCGCUUGAACAAAAGUUUGUCGAAGAGCCAACUGCAGAGCAGAAGCGACGGCACGAGCUCAGUCAUGUGCCGUAUGCCGAUUGGUGCCCACACUGUGUAAAGUUCCGCGCCAAAGCUGACAAACAUGUGUCGAGCAAACCUGAGCUGCGGGACGAUUCGGUGUGCAGCUUCGAUUUUGCUUAUACAGGACGGAGCAGCCCAGCUGAGUUUGAAGGUGCGUCAAAGGACAAGCUUGUUUGCCUUGUGAUCAAGGACUCCCACACUGGAGCGAUGCAUGCUGUGCCAACGCCAGCCAAGGGCGGACCGGUUGCUUUCAAGUAUCUUGUUGCCGAAGUUUGUCGGUUCUUGAAUUACUGUGGGCAUGAGUCCGUCACGAUCAGGUCUGACGGUGAGCCAGCUUGCUUAGCACUUCAGCAGGGCAUCAAAGCUUUUAGGACCAAGAUGGGGUUACGCACCCACUUGGAACAGACCGAGCCAGGUGACCACCAGUCAAAUCCUUCGGAACAGGCCAUUGAUAGCAUCCGGCAGCUUGCAGGAUGCAUUCUUGACCAGUUUGAGGAGCGUGCCCAGACAACUGUAGGUGCAAUGCACCCACUGCACGGCUAUGCUUGGAGACACGCGGCAUGGCUUCACAUGCGAAUGUCGCGGCACAACGACCUCAGUGCGUUUCAGGGAAACUCGUUUGUUUUGGAGAAAAUGUUUACGCCAGAGUCAAGAGCAGUGUAA
Molecule: messenger RNA, 1734 nt
Organism: Symbiodinium sp. CCMP2592
Lineage: Eukaryota; Dinophyceae; Suessiales; Symbiodiniaceae
Source: the annotation of a GenBank genome assembly